UUAUUUUGACUUCCGGUUUACAUUCGCUUUCGAAGAGCGAAUUAUCAAUUUUGUCACAGAAUGUCAAAACGACGAAUCGACGUUGGUGACAGUAUGUCUACCAACAAAAAGAACAGAGAGGAAGAUGCGAGUGGUGACAAGGUUGAUGAAAACAGUGGGAAACCUCAAUCUAUUUUUCAACAGUUCAAUAUACCUCGCCCGACACUGCAGUUGAACCCUUUCACAGGACUACCCUUUACUCCAAGAUACUAUGAACUUCACAGAAAGCGCACACAGCUUCCUGUUUGGGAAUAUAAAGAACGAUUCGUGGACAUGGUCACCAAACAUCAGACUAUUGUGCUGGUCGGAGAAACUGGCUCAGGAAAAACAACCCAGAUUCCACAGUGGUGUCUGGAAUGGGUAAGAGCUCGUAGUCCCAAAAAAGGAGUGGCUUGUACUCAGCCUAGGCGAGUGGCGGCAAUGUCAGUUGCACAGCGUGUGUCAGAAGAAAUGGAUGUCAGUCUUGGUCAAGAAGUCGGCUACAGCAUUAGGUUUGAGGACUGCACAUCCCAAAAAACUUUACUAAAGUAUAUGACAGAUGGUAUGUUGCUGCGAGAAGCCAUGUCAGAUCCACUGCUUGAAGCUUAUGGGAUAAUCAUGCUUGACGAAGCUCACGAACGUACUCUUGCAACAGACAUUCUCAUGGGUUUACUCAAAGAGGUAGCAAAGCAAAGGUCUGAUCUGAAGAUAAUCAUCAUGAGUGCAACUUUGGAUGCAGGGAAAUUUCAGACCUAUUUUGAUAAUGCUCCUCUGAUGAGCGUUCCUGGAAGGACACAUCCUGUGGAAAUCUUCUACACACCUGAGCCUGAGAGAGACUACCUGGAGGCAGCCAUUAGAACAGUCAUACAGAUUCACAUGUGUGAAGAGAUGGAAGGAGACAUGCUUCUUUUUCUCACUGGUCAAGAGGAAAUUGAUGAAGCAUGCAAGAGGAUUCAAAGAGAAGUCGAUAAUAUGGGACAGGAUGUUGGAGAUCUGAAAUGUAUACCAUUGUAUUCUACACUGCCACCAAAUCUACAACAGAGGAUUUUUGAGCCUCCACCUCCCAAGAAGCCCAAUGGAGCAAUUGGAAGAAAAGUGGUGGUGUCGACAAAUUUAGCAGAAACUUCACUCACUAUUGAUGGUGUUGUCUUUGUGAUUGAUCCAGGAUUUGCCAAGCAAAAGGUGUAUAACCCAAGGAUCCGAGUGGAGUCGCUGUUGGUGACAGCCAUUUCUAAAGCUAGUGCUCAGCAGAGAGCGGGUCGUGCUGGUCGUACGCGGCCAGGCAAGUGCUUCAGACUGUACACAGAGAAGGCUUACAAGCAUGAGAUGCAGGAGAAUACCUACCCAGAGAUCUUGAGGUCCAACUUGGGAACUGUUGUGCUUCAACUGAAAAAGCUGGGAAUCGACGAUCUUGUGCACUUUGAUUUUAUGGAUCCUCCAGCUCCGGAGACACUGAUGAGAGCCCUGGAGCUUCUGAACUACCUGGCUGCUCUAGAUGAUGAUGGAGAAAUCACAGAGCUGGGCUCCAUGAUGGCAGAAUUCCCUCUCGACCCCCAGCUAGCUAAAAUGGUCAUUGCCAGCUGUGACAACAAUUGUUCCAAUGAGGUGCUAUCAAUCACUGCCAUGCUGUCAGUCCCUCAGUGCUUUGUGCGACCCGUGGAGGCUAAAAAGGCAGCAGAUGAGUCGAAGAUGAGGUUCGCUCACAUUGAUGGCGAUCACCUCACCCUCCUCAACGUCUACCAUGCCUUUAAGCAAAAUCAUGAGGAUCCACAGUGGUGUUAUGACAAUUUUGUCAACUUCCGUUCUUUGAAGAGCGCAGACAAUGUCCGUCAGCAGCUGGCUCGCAUCAUGGAUCGUUUCAACUUACGAAGAUCUAGCACAGACUUCACGUCAAGGGACUACUACAUCAACAUCAGGAAAGCACUUGUGGCUGGAUUUUUCAUGCAGAUUGCCCACCUGGAGCGCACCGGCCACUACCUGACUGUGAAGGAUAGCCAGGUGGUCCAGCUUCAUCCGUCCACAGUGUUGGACCAUAAACCGGACUGGGUACUCUACAAUGAGUUUGUACUCACCACCAAAAAUUACAUCCGCACGGUGACCGAUGUCAAGCCAGAGUGGCUCAUCAAAAGGGCACCUCAGUACUACGACAUGGCCAACUUCCCUAUGUGUGAAGCUAAGAGACAACUGGAGAGAAUCAUUGCCAAACUACAGUCCGGGCGGGGAGGAAACUACAAAUAAGACUUUGGGGAUCAGGAAGGCACACAGACAGGAAACAGGGGGAAGCUGAGACCAAGCUUCUUGUUGAGGUCUUGUUCAGAUGUAUGGCUGAGGAGAAGUUGUAUUUUGUGAGAGACUUGAGAGCAUGUUCAUUGUGUGUGUGAGUGGCCAUGGCUUAGUUUUUAAUCAUGGCCUCUGUUCCGCUUGUAAUACAAUCUUUCAUUUGCAUUCGUGUAAAUUCUUAAUUGUUUCUCGCUGUUUGUCACAUCAAUAUGCUUAAUUGUUCAUUCUCCUAACCAGUGCAGCUAACUGGAAAAGGAUAGAUGAAAAAAGAUUCAAACAGUCCCUUUUUUUAAAAGGUAGUUGAAUAAAAAUGCUUAAGUCGAAAAUGUUUGUUUCUCUUCAGUGGUUGUUUGUAGGAGAUAGUAAAUGAUUUCUAUCAGCUGUUUCAUCGAUUGUUUUAUUGACAAAGAAAUCACAAAGUGUAUUUUUAAUGUACGUUGUCAAGGAUUCUUUUUUUGUGUGUAUGUCUUCAUAUUUGAAGUUGUAUUUUGAGAAAUUUAUUUAGUAUGUUCCUGGCUUAUUGUAUUUGGGAGAUAUUUGUGGCUAAUUGCUUAGCCGAACUAGACCACUAUGUGAAGGAUUAGAGAAAGUUAAUAUAAUAUCAAAAACUCCUGUUGUUCUUUUCUAGUAUUUUUCAAGAAUUGCAAAACUUGAAAAGAGUAUGCAAAUUUGAAAUUUUUGAAUGCGAGUUAAAAAAAAAUAUAGAAUUUCACUUUACGUUUUCACAAUUCGAAAUGGUGAUUGGUUUUCAAGGGGUUUUGGAGUAAUUCACGAUGCAAACUGAAUCAAUUGCUGUCAGUAUGUUUGUAAUUUGUAAUCUUGCAUUCAAAUGAUACAGAUUUGUUUUGUACUCUUUUCUUUUUUUUUUCACUUUUCCAAAAUAAAUUGUGCAAUGCGUUUGAUGAUUUUAUCAUAGGUUCUCAUUUUCUAUUUUCUCCUACGUUAUUUCAUAGUUUAUGAACCAGGUGCUAAAUGUAGGCUACCAGGUUUAUGCAUGUUUAAAGUUUAAGUGUUUUUCCCAAGUAUUGGGAUAUCAUGUUGAUUCAUCUGAAAGUUCCAUGAUUCCUGCGUCGCCUUGCUCAUUGGAGAAGAAAGAAAUCUAGACUUUAAAAUUUUAAUAUCUCUAGCAUUUUUCAGUUGGGUUCCUUGGUAUGACUGUUCUAUCUUGUUGAGGUCAAGAGUACAUUGCCCUUUUCAUUGUGUAUUACCAGCUUGGCGCUUGUCUGUCAAACAUGGUUUUUAUGUUUUUCAAAAAUAAUGCAGUUUCAUUGAAAUGUCUUGUUUUGUUUACGGUUUAGUGUUAUGUUUUCAGCCUUUCAUUCAAAGUUUAACGCAGAUGGUCAUGGACCCAUUCUUUUUAAAGAGUUACGAGCUUCUGUGGAAGAUGGGAUCCUAAUUUUUAGCUCUACUAAUUAUAUAUUAUAUAUAUAUAUAUAUAUUAUAUAUUUUGUGCCUACAGAGGCAGCAGUCAUCAAGGAUUUUGGUUUAGUUUGAAGUAGAUAAACUUUGCACUUUCCUGCAUUAUCAUCAUAAGUAGAAUUCUCCACCUAAAUGCACACCAUACAAAGGCACACUCUGCUCAAACGUACACUUUCACAUUACUGGCUACCAUUUAGGCGACAAGAAUACUCACAACUGAAAAUUAAAUGAGCCAGAACCUCGGCAAGCCUUGUCAUUACAUGAGGCCAUGAGCUGUAUCUUUCUCUUUUAUAUUACAAAACAGCAACAAAUGAUGGUACCAAAAGUUUGGUUAUUUACUCUUGGCUUUUAUUCAGACUCUGACACCGUGUCCAAAGUGUAGUGGUUAGGUAAUUUGUCACUCACCGGACAGUUUGAUUCACCUGUGGGGAAGUUUUUUUUAAUGAAAUGUUUCCUGCUCCCAGCUGAGACAAGUUCUCAUAAAUGGUGUAAACUAUGUCAGUGGGGGCGUGAAUGAUGUAGACCUACAAUUUUUAUUUAUUUAUUUUACACGACUCCAAACCAAAUUUGUGUUGUGGCCUCUUCGUUUUUGCACUUGUUUCUGAGGUUGAGAAUCUGUUAAUGUUGUCAUAAUGUUCUUUUUAACAUGGACACUUUCAGACUCAAGAGGAGAGUUAACUACUGAUGAAUGGCAUUGUUUGAUCUCCCUAGAAUACACUGGUCUCAAGUAUGAAUCCAACUCUCAAAUGUUUGGAAUUUGUUGUAAAAUUUUGAGGCUCUGCAAUGUGGCUCCUGUAGAGCAGUACGUCUUUAGGUACAGUACAAUAUCAUUACUGUGUUGUUUGAGGUGUAAGAUUCAACUUUUUCAUGAGCUAGAACCUCGGCAAAGCUGCUAAAAAUACACCUAUAAAAUUAGAAUUGUCUUGGUUUCAUACAUUUCUAUUAUGUAAUUACUUUCAGUAAUACGCAUGUGACUGCCUUGAGUAGGGACAAGCAUUGUAGAUUCCUGCCGCAUCUCAUCUCUGUAUCGGAAUAUGUUGUUACGCUUUGGUGGGGACUGAUUGCUUUCUUUGCAAUGAAAAGUAAUAUUCAUUUUGUUAUUUUAUUUAUGUUUAUGCUGGUGAGCACCCUUCAGAUGUCAUGUUUUGUGGUUCCUACAAAAUAAAUGUUUUGAGAAGUCAUGUCUAUGAAAA
Molecule: messenger RNA, 4910 nt
Organism: Aplysia californica (California sea hare)
Lineage: Eukaryota; Metazoa; Mollusca; Gastropoda; Aplysiida; Aplysiidae
Product: putative pre-mRNA-splicing factor ATP-dependent RNA helicase PRP1
Exons: 13
Coding region: 61-2256 (731 amino acids)
Cellular component (GO): intracellular anatomical structure; spliceosomal complex
Molecular function (GO): ATP binding; RNA binding; RNA helicase activity
Source: RefSeq, a predicted model, not a curated record